AAUGCGGCUUAACAAACAAUUAUCAAAGUAUUUCAGAAACAAUUAGGCCACUAUCAGAGGAGAGGAUAGUAACCACAAUGACAGACAUUGACCACAUAAAUUUCAGGAUGGAGAACGAUUCUGAUACCAGAAAUGGGAAAGAACCCCUCGAGUGUCAUGGGUUUAAAACUAUCUUCAAUUGCUUUGUUGACUUUGAAAAUAAACUACACAAAACGAAUUGCAUCAAUUUUUUACCUUUAAAUGGAGGUGAGGAUCAAGUGCCAAAAUUAUAUCUGGAGUUCAAAGACAAAACGGGUAAUUGCUCGUGUUGUGAGAACUUCUUAGAAAAAGUGAUUUGUACUUUGAACGACGUUCCAGAAUCAAAGCUUGUUCAUAUCUUUAAAGUUUACCUGCAAGGGCAUGUUCGGCACACACAUAACAAUGAAAAUGAUAUCACAUGUCGGUUGGUGUCACAUCUCCAAGAUAUUUGUAUUACAAAAAGAUUUUCAGACUUAGCAAGGUAUUGUUUUCAAAUAAAUAUGACGCCUAUGAGACUAAAGAUGUUUUUGACAGAGAGGUUUGAUGUUUUAUCAGACAAAAUUACAGCUGUUAUUAUCUCGGAGAUGGAUAGUGAAAGUGUUCGAUCGAUCUUUUCUGAGAGCGGAUCUCACGAGAAACUAAAGAUUAUCAUGAUGGAACGAAGUGAAUCCAUAACAAAACUUUUAGAGAAGUUGGUAAAACACACAGAUCAGGCGGAUUACAUUCUGUGCAAAAUUCUUGAAAUGGACGAUAAAUGUUGGACGCCAAAUGACCCUGACUACGAUUUCUGUAACUUCACUGCUUUCCAGCAAAUCGCUUACAGAGGUAUAGAGGACGCCGUAUGCAACACAGCUUAUCAGAUUUUGACAAAUAAGAAAUGGGAAAACUGGUGCAAACGUGCUUUUGCUAUAGACGCUGUUGUUUACCUAUUCAGCAUCGUGCUGCUGACUAUUGCUGCUGUUACAGGUGUCAAUGCUCCAAACGUUCUUAUUUACCAAUCGCCAAUUGACUAUCUACGGGCAAUCUGUGAGGCAGUUCUGCUUCUAAAUGCUGCUCGCAUGCUUGUAAUUGAGAUUUAUCAAGCGUUUAAGUUCAAGAAGGAGUAUCUUGUGGAUAAAAUGAAUAUUGUUGAGAUUACAUCACCAGUUAUGUUGUUACUGUUGCUGCCUAUACGUUAUAUACAUGAACAAACUCACUGGUAUAUAUAUGCUGUUGCGUAUUUGGUUUGGCUUCUACAAACAGUCAAGUAUGCCCCAGUCUUCCAGUUUACUGGAGUGUACGUCGAUUCGCUACAGAAAAUGUUUGUAAAAGAUAUCUUGAGGUUUGCGAUUUUCCUUUUCAUGACGAUCGUGGUAUUUUCAGGAACAUUUCUUUUGGUAUUGAAGGCAGAAAAUACUCUACAGUUACACGAAGAAACUAUGUCGUUUUGGAAGAUAGGGAUUGUUGGUAUAAGGAUCUUGAUUGAAUCUGACAGUAUUGUUGAAUACACUGGAGACGAAGGUUAUAAGAUUGCUGGCGCGAUGGUCAUGAUGAUAUUUAUGUUCUUUAUUAUUGUUGUACUGUUAAACAUGCUGAUAGCGCAGCUGAUCAACACAUACCAGGAUAUCGAGAGCUCUUCAUUGAAAGGUUUCCUUGUCAGACGGGCAAAGAUAGUAGCACGUCUUGAAAGAGAACACAUGCCAUGUCACUUUAACGUGUUGAAUAAAAAUGAAGAAAGAAAAAAAUGCUACGAGGAAGAACUUAAGAUAGACGAUGACGAAAAUAAUAUGUCAGACACUGGGAUAAUACAUGAUGAUUCAUUGACAAUACAGCAAAAUAUAGAAGCCCGCGUGAAAAAUGUCUCCAAUACAUGUACGUUGCUGAACGAUAUAAAAGAAGAUCUGAAUACAUUGAGGUCAAAUUGUGAUUGGUUAGGAACAACCUUGUGUGAUCUUUUAGAGAUUCAGCAAAAUGAAUUCGCUAAUCUGCAUAUGAAUGUUGAUGCCAAAAAAUUCGAAGCCUCCAUGGCACGGCGCGAGGACCUGAAAGUACGCGGGUUAACAGCUAAAUUGCAACUAGUAGAAACGCAAUUAAAAACGGAAAAACGUAAUUUAGAGAUUGAAAGACAAAAAUAUAAAAAUCUUAAAAAUAAAAGAUGCUUUAUUUGCAAAUUAAAAGAUUAAAUCGCUUGGUAAUCACAGACAAUAAAGUUUAUUUCGUUUUUUUAAUCUAGUGAUUCUGCUUGCCUCCAUCUAUCUUUUGUUAACGUUCGAAAUAUAUAUCUAUUUCAUAAUCUACUAGAAAGAAAAUAUUAAUUUUAUUAACAAUAUAUACACUAUACAGUACCUUUCUCGGACAUAAUACUUCAAAAUUGCUGCAAAUUGUUGUUUAAAUUAAUGCAACUUAUCAUGUUUAUGUUAAACAAUAAAACCGUUCAAAUGUUUUCAAUUAAUAACCUGAAAAUAUAUUUUUAUAGGUAUCUUAUCAUCUUAUUGAUUAAAAUAUAUUUAUUCGUCAUAUUCAAGAACAAAUUUUACAUUUACAAUCAAUACACAGACAGGAAGUAACCUAAUGCUUAUUGAAGUUUAAUUCCCAUUUAUGUGGUUUGGACAUUUUCGAGAUACAUUUAGCUGGAGUGAAAUAACAAUCCCUCUUUAUAAAUUCUUUUUGUAAUAUUUUGACGAAAAUUGUACUAUAGAUGUUAACCAUAACAAACGUUUAUAUAUCAGGGGCUUCUAUUUGAAAUACCCUGUGUGCGCAUAUUUAUAUAUGCUAAGCAGGGUCAGGUCGGAAACCCUGCAGUAGUUUACCUUUUGUAGACAUUUUUAUUUUAUCGGAUUUUUUUAACCAUAUGAGUUUUUUGCUGCAUGUUUGUUAUGUUUGUCGUAUAGAUAAAAUUAAUUUUAGAUGUAUUUCACUACUACUGUACAUGUAUGCUACUUAGCAACACACAGCAUCUUUUAUCUGUUUUACCCUUUUCACCUUCUUGUUUUUAAGGGCUUAACAUCCCUUAUAGGCACCUUCUUGAGUGAUCUGAAACUAAUUGAUAAUACACUUAGUAAAUGCCAAUUAUGUCAAACCUUCUCUUUCUGGUCAAGUUGACUUUUGAAUGACAAAAUGCUUUCACUGCUGUUUGGAGACUGUCAACCGGACACUUUUUGAACAUAUUUCCAUAUUGAUUUCAUAAUUUUAAAGCUAGAUAUCUGAAAGUUUGACAAAGUACAGCUAUGAUUAUCAUAACUAAAAAACUAGUUUGUUUAGUUCUCAUUAUGUUGACACUUAAAUCUGAGACCCGUCAAGGAGGGUAUCAAAAUUACCUAAAUUGUCCAUUCUACAGUGUCAUGUGUCCAGACAGAUACUUUGUAAGUUUCGGGGUGAAACACUAAGACACAAAACCAAAAAUAUGGAAAACCUUGUUAACAACAUUUUCAGUCCAAAUAUCCCGAAUUUGUCAGAAAAAUUGUUUUGGUGAUUUCUAGCUCAACCAAGAACAUGGGUCGUCUGAGAUGAGGUGAAAAACUAGGUCACACAGAAAACAACGAGGUCACACAGCCCAAACAUGCAAAUUCCUUGUUAACAGUUGAUAGCACACAGAACCCAGAUACAGAAAAUCUGGUUAACAAAACAGGACUCUUUGCAAGCCAAAAUAUCCUUGAAAUAUGUCAGAGAUUGUUUUUUUUAUUUCUAGCUCAACUAACAACAUGUGCCAUAUUGGGUGAAAAACUAGGUCACAGAGCCCAAACUUUGAAAAACCGUGUUAACACUCGAGGUAAUAUUUUCAGUCCAAAUAUCCUGGAAAAUUAGCUGAAAGAUUGUUUUAGUAAUUUCUAGCUUGGUCAUUAGUAGUUCUAAUUUUGAUAAUCUAGAAAAACUUUAUUAAAAGCAAUUAUCAUACUCAGGUGAGCUGUAUAGUGCAUUCAUGGCCCUCUUGUUUUCAGGAAUAUCAAUAUUCAACAGAUGAAUUGUUAUUGUAUAAUUAUGAAAUAUGUGAAUAGAAUAUAUUUUAUUUAUUUCAGAUUGAUUUAUGAUGUUUAUCAUUACUUUUUUUUUUGAAAAAUUAUUUGUAGAUUUUUGAAAACUUAUCUUGUAUUGAUAGCUUGUCUUCUACUGAUUUAGCUAUUCAUUUGUAUAUUUUCAUAGUUAUUGCUUACCUUGACUAUUUCAAAAAUUAUAAGCUAGGCUACCCUUAUCAGCCUUCAGGUCAGUUGUAAUAUCAUUCUGUCUUAAUGACCAUAAAAAAGCUCACUGAUCAAGAACCAUGAUUUGUUGCUUAAUUAUGUCCCUUUGAGUAUUUACAGAAUACAUACUUGUUAAAUUAUUUUUCACAACAACUAGGUAUAUUCUUCACAUGAUUUUUGGAUUAUUCUAUAUUAAAUUUUUGGUCUCUGUCCAUGACACAUAACUUGAGCAGGAUUUUAGCCUUUGUGAUCGAGCUUUUUAUGCCCUGUUAAGGUUCAGACAAUCUUUAUUUUAUAGUCAAACACAUUGUUGUAGGUCUUACAGAUAUAAGUGUGUUUAUUUCUUGUAAUUUACUUAUAUUUAUACCCCCGCACAACAAAGUUGUAAGGGGGGAAGGAAUCAGCUUGUCUGGCUCUCCGGCAGUCAGGCGUCCGUCCGUCUUUUCUUGUCCGCCCAAUAACUUAAGAUUCCUUUGACCCACAGUCUUCAUCUUUGGCAUGGAGGUUAGUCAUGAUAAGUAGAUGACCCCUAUUGAUUUUGAGGUCACCAGGUCAAAUGUCAAGGUCACAGGGUCCUUGACUUCAAAAAGCUUGUCCGCCCAAUAACUUAAGAUUCCUUUGACCCACGGUCCCACAGUCUUCAUAUUUGGCAUGCAGGUUAGUCAUGAUUAGUAGAUGACCUCUAUUGAUUUUGAGGUCAAAGGUCAAGGUCACAGGUGCCUUGACUGAAAAAAUAUUGUCUGCCCAAUAACUUUAGAACCCUUUGACCAACAGUCUUCAUAUUUGGCAUGCAGGCAUUUGAGGUCCGCUCAUCAAGCUUGUCUGCUCAUAUGCUUGAGAAUGCCUGUCCACAGUGUAUUGAGUUUUACAUUUUCACAUUUGAAGCAUAUAACUAUGUUCUCAUAUAUUCAUCAUAAAACACCUCCAGGCAAACUGCAUGACUGGGGGGGGGGGGGGUUAUUGAAGUCAUUCAGUGGCAGUUUCAAUUUUGAGGUCAGUAGGUCAAAGGUAAAGGUCACUUUGAUCUUUGCCACUAAAAACAUGUAGAAUACAUGACUUAGCAAUGCACUGGCUUACUUCCCUCAGAUUUGGCUGGGAGGUUGUCCUUUAGCUUUAAAUGACUACUGUUGAUUCUGACAAAGUGGUAUGCGGGGGUAUUCACGCCAUGACAGUGGCAGUUCUAUUUUUUUGUUGUUGUUGAUUUUUGUAUACCAUGCUUACAUAAAAUGGUGAUUUAAAAAGUUCAUUGUUUGUUGUGCCCUCAUUUAAAAAGUGAGAGCGUACUGUGAUAAGGUUAGUCUGUCUGUCUGUCUGUACGUACCUACAUUCUAUACUCCUUGUCCGAUGGAAAAAGCCGUGAUUUAUGUUA
This is a messenger RNA of Ruditapes philippinarum (Manila clam), 5544 nucleotides long. RefSeq lists its product as uncharacterized. The coding region runs from base 78 to 2180 and encodes 700 amino acids. NCBI's taxonomy places the organism in Eukaryota, Metazoa, Mollusca, Bivalvia, Venerida, Veneridae. Gene Ontology annotation, cellular component: membrane. The record is from RefSeq and is a predicted model, not a curated record. Gene Ontology annotation, molecular function: calcium channel activity. The transcript is spliced from 17 exons. Gene Ontology annotation, biological process: calcium ion import across plasma membrane.